CCAUUCGCCACCCUCCUGUCUGGCUAGCCCGAGUCCCCUGCCCGGAUCAAUCACAGCCGCCCGUCUGUGAAUCCCACGGUCGGGAUCGCCCGGGCCGUUGGCCCCUAUCAACCACCCAGGCGCUCGCCUCGCUCCUCUCCUCCCUUCUCUCUCUCACCCCCGCUCUUCUCCUUGUUCUCCCUCUCCAAGAUUUAAUGGUGGAACCCGUGGUCGAUCGCGGAAUACGGCGAGCUCCGAUGUAGAAAGAUCGCGCCUUUGCUCUCCGAUCGCUGGAUUCUCGAAUGAGUUCGAAGUCGGUGCCACCGGACGGACACCUCCGCGUUCCUCUCCAGGGGGUGGUUGGUCCCGGAGCUCCGGUCUCUGAUGGAGAUGGAUUUAGUGGGGAGGAUUUGGGGUUGCUGCUCCGGGAGCAGAGGAGGCUGGAGGCGAGUGAUAGAGCGAGGGAGUUGAAUCUUUAUCGCAGCGGCUCCGCUCCUCCCACUGUGGAGGGGUCGCCGAGUGCUGUGCUGCCGGAUAUCUUGAGAGCCAAGAAGGGCACCGGGUUCUCCACGGAGGAACUUCGGUCCAAUCCAGCCUACCCCUCUUACUACUAUUCGCAUGUAAAUCUGAACCCCAGGCUCCCGCCGCCGUUGCUCUCAAAGGAAGACUGGCGGUCCAUCCCUAGGUUCCGGGCCGGGAGCUCGGGACUUGGGGGGAUUGGGGACCAGAGGAAGCCUCAUAGGGCAGAGGAUGGGGGCAGCAGAUCGCUCUUCUCGAUGCAGCCGGGAAAGAAGAAGAUCGUGAGGUGGAGCCGAGGAGGGCGCCAGGUUCUGGUGAGAUGGCUGGACAACGGAACAGGUGGGCUUCUUGGGCUGCCGGAAGUAGAGCUUGACAGGCAGAAGAGCUACGUGGAAGUCCUUCAGGAUGACCUGGUUAGCACAACUUCCAUCUUGGGGCACCCAUCUUGUGCAGCCAGUCAUGAUACAUUUGAUGAUGGGGCUGAUCCACUAGGUUCUGCUGAAGCACAAUUUUCUUCACAUUGUGAUAUAGGACCUGUAGAUGGCCUGCGAUCUGGUGGCAAUGCCCAAAAUAUGGAUGUAAUCAACAAAUUUGGUUUACCGGCAUCACAUACAUUUUCAUCUGUUUUAGGCUCAUCUCUUUUGAGAAGUGCUUCUCCUGAUCCUCAGCUGGCAGCAAGAGCUCCCAGCCCUGGCCUACCACCUGUGGGUGUGAAACUCGGAGGCACUGACAAGAAGGCUAGCAAUGGCUCAUGUUCCUUCAAUGUCUCAUCUGGUACUGUUGAAUCUGAUGAUCUUGUGGCGGCUUUAUCUGGUUUGAACUUGUCCUCAACCGCAUCAAUAGAUGAAAAUAUAUGGUGCAAUCGAAGCUGCAACAAGAGAUUGAUGAUCAGCAGAGAUUUCUUUCCAGGUGCUCAGAACCCUCAGCAUCCUUAUGCAAAAAAUUCUGAUCCAGGACUUUAAGCCAAAUGGGCUGAUGGAAGAGUGUGGCACCACUCUUUCCUCUGCCAAUUCAUAUCUGAAAGCACCUUCUGCAGUUUCAGUUGCUAGUCUAGGUGGUUCUCCUUCUCAUUAUCCAAAUGCUGCAAAUGCAGAAGUUGCAAGCUAUGGAACAGGUGUAUACUCCAUGAAUUCAGCAGCAGCAUCGAUGAUGGCUAAUCAUAUUAAUGCAAGUAAUUUGACCCCACUGAUGGAAAGUGCCGCUGCUGCAUCUGAAAUAUAGGGUGGCUACCCAAAAUAUUGGUUUUAAAAGUGCCAU
Molecule: messenger RNA, 1755 nt
Organism: Phoenix dactylifera (date palm)
Lineage: Eukaryota; Viridiplantae; Streptophyta; Magnoliopsida; Arecales; Arecaceae
Source: RefSeq, a predicted model, not a curated record